AUGACAAAUAGUUUAUCAUCAAAAUCACAAACAUCACACUUAACGAUGACUCCAUAUAAACUGCAUAAGGAUUCAUUCGUUUUUGCUAAUGGUGAUCGAUAUGAUGGUGAAUAUAUUAUUACAGACGCAUGUCAAAUAAUGCGCCAUGGUCAUGGUAAAUAUAUAAGUGCUAAUCAACAAUGUACUUAUGAAGGUUCAUGGAAUCAUGAUAAAAUGCAUGGAACAGGACAAUUAACUUUUGACAACAGUACAUCCUAUAAUGGAGAAUUUCAAUCAAAUUUUUAUAAUGGUUUUGGCAUAUACACAUGGCCAGAUGGUUCACAAUAUAAAGGUUUAUGGAACAACUCAAAAGCAGUGGGUAAAGCAGAAUAUUAUGAUUCCAAUUUGGGUGCUUCAUUCUCCAUGUAUAGUGGCGAACAUAAGUUUAAAGCAGCUGUUUUUUCAAGUUUUCUUUUGUAUGAUAAUAGUUAGAACAUCACUAUCGGCGUAUUUGGUCUUGAUGAUGCUGGUAAUAAAUCUUUGCUUGUUAUACUUUUUUUUCCUUACAUAUGUAUACUUUAUUUAGGUAAAACAUCAACAGUUAAAGCGAUUGAAGGAGAUCCAACGGAUGAUGUUUCACCAACAAUGGGUUCAAAUUCAACAAUGGUAACAGAUCCAUUGAAUGGAAAAAAUUAUCGUAGUAAUAAAAAUCAACAGCAUAUACGAAUGAUUGAUGUAAGUGGUGAGAGAAAAUUUCGUCAAUAUUCAUGGUCACAAUAUUAUGAUGAAAUACAUGGUUUAAUAUUUGUAAUUGAUGCAAGUGAACGAGAUCGAUUACGUGAGAAUCAAGAAACUUUAGAAGAUUUACUUGAAAACGAUAAACUUAAAGAUAAACCAAUUCUUAUUUUGGCAAAUAAACAAGAUCAGAAAGGUGCUAUUAGUAAUGAAUAUGAUUUAAAACGUAAACUUAAUAUUGAAAAAUUAAAAGCAAAACAUAAAAUUGAAUUAUGUACAGCAUUACCUCAAGAUAAUAAAAAUAAAGUAGAUGAAUCAAUUCGAAAAGGUUUUUCAUGGUUAAUUCGAACAAUUGAUGAUAAUUAUACAGAAUUAAAUUUACGUGUUACGAAAGUAAAGAAUAGUCGAACAAAUAAAAAAUUUAAUCAAUUUGACGAUGAUGAAAAUGAUAGUGAUGAGAAAUAUUCAAAAGAAAAGCGUACUAAUCAUACAGCUAAAAAUACAGAUUAUCAUUCAAAAAUUACUUCGGAAAAACUUCCAAGUAUCUAUACGAAUAAAAACAAAAUAAAAGCCGCUAGUGAUGACGACGAUGAUGAUGAUAAUAUUAAAUCAUCUUCAACCAACGAUUUUAAUAAGAAAAAAAAAAUAGUAGGUGGUAAUAAGAGUAAUGAUACAUCGAUAAAAAGAUCAACUAGUAAUGAUCCAAAAGCAUUUCGAUCAACAUAUGAAUCAUUUCCUGAAGAAACUCCAUGGUCAACAUCAUCAACUCUUAAAUUAACAAAGAGUGAAGAUAUGUUACCAAGAUUUAGUACAAAAUCAUCCAUAACAAAUGAUUCAAAACGACGAAAUAUGAGUCCUCUUGUACAUGACACAAAGUCGUACACAAAUGGUUCAUUAUCAAAACGAAAUAAUGCUAGUGAUGAUGAAGAAGAUUAUUAUGGACAACAAAAAUCAAAAUCAACAAAUCGAUUUGAUAAUACGUCUUUUUCAACAAAUAAAUUUUCUUCAAAUAUUAAAAAACCAUCGUCAAGUAUGUACGAUGAUGACGACGAUGAUGAUGAUAUAUAUAAUAAAACAAACAAUCGUCCUACAAUUACAACACCAAAAAAAUCUUACGGUCGUCAUGAUGAUGAUGAUGAUGAUGAUGAUGAUGAUGAAAAUAAUUAUUUAAAAACAUCAACAACAACUAAAACAAUUAAAACUUACAACUAUGAUGAUAACAGAAAUUAUCACCGAUCAUCCGAUCGUUUAAAUCUUAAUAAUGAAUAUCGAGGAACUGUAUCAAAAACAACAAGUCGUACAAAAUACAAUGAUGAUGAUGAUGAUGAUGAUGAUGACGAUGAUAAUCCAAUAUCUAAGCCAAUAACACGUUCUACCUAUAAUAAUGAUUACUCAACAUCAAAACCAAUAAAUCGUUCGAAAUUUGAAGAUAAUCAUUAUUCAUCAACAAAAUCAAUGACAAAUUCAAAAUAUGAAGAUGAUGACUAUCCGAAUACAUCAAAAAAAUCGAAUUAUUCAUCAUCUUAUAAUAAUAAUUAUGGUAACAAUACUUCUCGAUCUCGUUUUGAAGAUGAUGAUUUUUUUACAUCAAAUGGUGAAUCAAAUAAUGCUAAUCGAUUUCGAAAAAAAACAGAUUAUGACAGUUAA
Molecule: messenger RNA, 2361 nt
Organism: Rotaria sp. Silwood2
Lineage: Eukaryota; Metazoa; Rotifera; Eurotatoria; Philodinida; Philodinidae
Source: the annotation of a GenBank genome assembly